AAUAAUUGGAAAUCGACGGAAUACAGACAAUUUUUAUUGUAUAUUGGAAUUUUUGUAUUAAAAGACUGUAUUGGUAGUGAUUUUUACUUUCUCUUCCUCCUAUUGCACACUGGAAUACGGCUAUUAUCAAGCCAAAAAUCAUUAAAAACUGAAGCAGACGUAGCACAGAAUAUUUUGCAGGAGUUUGUUCAUUUGUUUGGGCAAAUCUUUGGUGACUAUUUAGUUAGUUAUAAUGUGCAUGGGUAGUUGCACAUAACAGAUUGUGCUAGGCAGUAUGGAACUCUUGAUAGUUUUUCGGCAUAUAAGUUUGAAAACUAUAUGCAAUAUUUAAAGAAAAUCGUUAAAAAGCCAAACAAAAUUCUUGAGCAAAUACAUUUUAGGCUAGAAGAAGGAAAUGAUGUCGAGAAUAUUUCAAAAAUUGGUGCUUUCAAAAUUGAUCACAAAAAAGAAAAAGAUUCCUACUGUUUUAGCAGAAAAGUUGUGCCUGUCAAAAUAAUAGGUAUAGGUGAUUAUUUAAUAGGAUACAGUUUUGGCAAAUUAGAAAACUAUUUUGACCAACCGGUACAAUCUUCUCCGGCACUAGGUAUAAUACUAGGUGAUCAAUUAGGUAAUGAAGAAAUAAAAAUACCCAAAGAGGACAUUGCAUACAAAUACUUUUGCAUACCCCAUGAAGGCAAACACUUACUUAUACCAGUUCUGCAUCACCUUUUCCACGUUUUUGAAAAUUAGAUUUAACAUUUAAAAUAUUAAGAAAUUUGAUACUGCUGUUUUUUUAUGCUAUUAUUACAGAUAUGGAGUUUUUGUUCAGCGAAGAAAGCAUUGGCAUUGAGGCUCAGCAGCCAGUUGGCGACAAGGUUGAGGAAUUGUAAAAAACGGUUUUAACAAACCAAGCAAAAUUAUUGGAAAACCAGAAAAUAGUUAUGGACCAAUUCUUUCAUUUCGGCAAGCGACUAACUAAUUUAGAAAACAUAUUUAAUGAAAAUAAAAUCGAAGCCAGUGAGCAGCUAACACAAUUUAAGACGGUGCGUGAAUGUAAGGUCCUACUCCGCAGGAUUCAUCAUUCUGUUUGUAAAAUGACUGGAGAAGAAGUGGAUGAAAUUCAAACGGAAAUAUCGUCCACAUUACCAUUGCAAACGCUAGCUGCAGCUGAAGAAUUUGAAAAAAAGCUGCUGCAACAACAAUAUCUUGAGGCAAUGAAAACUUUACUUUUGAAAAUUAAGGGUCCUGAAACGACUGUUGACGAUUUGCUUCGUCAACUUUAUAGUAAUGAAAUGUUGUCGCUUUGCAACUGGGAUGGUAGGGGCAACAAUGAAGCAUUGUCCCAAUAUUCUCUUGUUUCGGACAUACUUUUUGAUAUUUUUCAGCUAUGCGGACGAGCAACUUACGAGAAGAACAUUCGUAGGUCAAUUGAGCUUAGUCACCACCGUUUUAAGCAGCGAAAUUAUCGGCAGCGGAAUUUAAAUAAGAAAUAA
This is a messenger RNA of Anastrepha ludens (Mexican fruit fly), 1472 nucleotides long. RefSeq lists its product as uncharacterized. Bases 921 to 1472 code for a protein of 183 amino acids. NCBI's taxonomy places the organism in Eukaryota, Metazoa, Arthropoda, Insecta, Diptera, Tephritidae. The record is from RefSeq and is a predicted model, not a curated record. The transcript has 5 exons.